GCAUGUUGCCAUGUAAGUAAUAUUGUUGUGCUACAGAGUGGUGUUCUUUAUUUCAUCUCUCUUCUGAGGUUUGUUGUGAAUGAUAACAAUCAUCAUCAUGCAAAUUAAGUUUAAUUCAUAACAAAGUUUCAUGCAUUCCUUGCCUCCAUAGUUGUGUCACCUUUAAACCCAUCUCCUCCAUUCUCUCUUUCCUCGCAAAGAGUGUUUGCAGAACACAGUUAUUUGAACCUGCUCGAGACACCUCUUCCUCUCUGUGUUCUUGUCUUAUGUCAUUUUCUUUUUUCUUUCAUAUGCUUUUUUAAAAUCCCUUGGAUCAUAAUAAAAGACAUGGUGAGGUCUCCUUGUGAAAAAGUCAAUGCCAAAAGGGGUGCGUGGACGACAGAAGAUGACACAAAGAACCUUGCUUUUGGUUCCAAGCAUGGAUCUGGGGUGAAGAGGUGUGGAAAGAGUUGUAGGCUCAGGUGGAGUAACUGCCACAGGCCUGAUCUUAAUAAGCACGACAAUUUCACAACCCAGGAAGAAGAUCUAAUCAUUAAACUUCACGCAGCCAUAGGUAGCAGGUGGUCUAUUAUAGCCCAACAACUUCCUGGGAGAACAGACAACGAUGUAAAGAUAUACUGGAACACAAAGCUGAAAAAGAAACUCUCUCAAAUGGGGAUUGAUCCUGUUACCCACAAGCCCUUUUCUAAACUCAUUGCUGACUAUGGAAACAUCGGAGGUUGCCACAAACCAAGUACCAGAAUAGGGUCUAUCAAUAAAGACUUCAAGAGUGCAAUGAUGCUGAAAUCAGAAACCAUGGCACAGGGAUUUACAAACAUAAAUGACCAACCAAAGCUACCACUUCAAAUGGAAAACAAUGGAAACAACUUUUUAUUCAACAGAUCAAUGGAUCUCGCGCAGUUCCAAUCCAUACCAAUGGCGUCACGCGCCUCAAAUUGCACAGACUUUGAGAAUGAGAUGAUGUCAGGAUCUGUGUUAGGGGAAGAUCGUUUGUCAAAAACCUCAUCUCCUUCUACUCCUUCUACUUGUUCCACUUCAGGUUUUAGUUGGAAUGAGUUCCUUCUAGAAGAUGCUUUCACACCACUUGAUCAAUACCAGGAAAAAGACACCCUGGUUUCGAAGGAGAAUGUGGCGACCAGACAGAGUUGGAAUAAUAAAGAGGUUAAGUCGCAGCAUGCCUCAGGUAGUGACUUCCAAUUUUCAUCAUUCAUAGACGCCAUGCUUGAUCAAGAAAAUGAAAUGUUUCUGAGUUUUCCUCACCUUAUGGAGGAACCAUCCAACUUGAGUUAA
Messenger RNA from Vigna unguiculata (cowpea), 1290 nucleotides. Its product is annotated as transcription factor MYB35-like. NCBI's taxonomy places the organism in Eukaryota, Viridiplantae, Streptophyta, Magnoliopsida, Fabales, Fabaceae. The record is from RefSeq and is a predicted model, not a curated record.